AUGCUCCUGACCGAAUCAACAGAACCAUCUGCGACUACUUUCGACUCGGUCUCUCCUGCCCAGAUCAAAGACAGCAGCUUUCGGCCUAGUAUGCUUUACAACGUACUUCCCACCGUGGUGUCGAGUCGCCUACCCACGAUACCUUCGCUCCGCCAGUCUCUUGGCGAUGUACGGAGUCGAACCUACUACAAUAAAUCCGAUACCGUGACAGAAUUACCACAGCCUGUGACGCCGCCACCGGGGUACUCGACCAUGCCUCCAAGCGAAACUGUUUCACCACACAAACUUUCUGCUGCUUUGGGGGAGGCAGAAGCCGAUUUUGCAGACGAUGUGUCUGAGGGCCAGGCUUCUUCAAGGGCCAUGCCCCUGGUAGUCCCUGGUGCUCAAGAAACGCAUUCUGGUGUCAGAUGGAGAUAUGCUAGCCUAGGCAUAAGUCUACUGCAACAGGCAUCUCGAGAGUCAAACGCAUCUUCUAAUGCCUUGGACGAGGCGUCUGCAACACUCAUUCGACAACUAUACGUACAUGGCAUCACCUAUCUGCUUCGAGGACUCCCAGAGAACCUCACGCCAGAGGAAAAGCUGAGUCUACAGGCCGCUCUUCCCCAGGAUCUUGUAGAAUCAGUCAGUGAUUCAAACACAGGCGCGCUCGUACGUGCCACGCCACAGAGCUCCGACGCUGCACAAAGGCCACCGCAGAAUCCUACUAUCAUACACCGUAUCACGGCAGCGUUUGUCCUGCAGACCUUUCUCUUCCUGCAGUUUCUGCUGCCAUACAUUCGGCUGUUCCUUUCGCAUGCGUAUCAAUUUGAGAGGAAGCACCGAAUCACGCAGCGAAUCGUCAACACGAGUGUCGCGACUGCCGAUGAAUUUGGCCAAAAGGCACUCAGGUUCUCGCAGGUUGUAUGUCAGAUGAACGACGGUAUGGUUAUCCAGACCUUUAACGAUUUGACCAUGUGGUGGAUAACUGGUGUGACGGGAGGGGUGCAACAAGGCCUCGCCGAGGGUCUCCGAACUAUGAAAGCAGCGGAAGGUCAGCGACGUGGGGAGGUAGAGGAGGAGAAGUAG
Molecule: messenger RNA, 1065 nt
Organism: Bipolaris victoriae FI3
Lineage: Eukaryota; Fungi; Ascomycota; Dothideomycetes; Pleosporales; Pleosporaceae
Exons: 2
Coding region: 1-1065 (354 amino acids)
Source: RefSeq, a predicted model, not a curated record